AUGGAGUAUCAGAACAUUUCUAACAACUCUCUGUUUGUCCGUACCUCAGCAGUAGCAUCCAGCACUGUUCUUGGAUUGUGCUGUGCGCUGGGUGUACCCGGUAAUGUAGCGGCGCUGGUCAUGCUCGCCCAGCAUUUAAAGGAUGACAGUUUCACCCCAAAACUGAUGCUGAGUCUGGCUGUCUCGGAUCUAUUGAGUCUGAUAUUUCUGCCUGUGUGGAUUGAUGCCCUUCUGAACGGCUGGGUUUUUGGCCAAGGUCUGUGUAAGUUAUUUUCCUAUGUAGUGUACUGGAGCCUCUACAGUAGUGUGCUUUCUGUCACCUUGUUGAGUGUGCAAAGGUACCUGCAGGUGCUGUAUCCACAGAGAUGGGCCAAGCUCGGGCAGAAGGGACAAAAGUGGCUGAUUUUUGGAAUAUGGACAUUAAGUGGAGCUCUGGGUUCUUAUGCUCUUUAUUACAGAAACGUGAAGCAGAAGGCUGGGCUUCUACGCUGUUAUCAGGAUUAUAAGAAUAAACAAGAAAAAAUAGUCAUCUUACUUGUCGAAACUCUAGUGAUGUUUUUUGUGCCUGUCUUCAGCCUGUUGUGUUUCUACCAUCGACUUCACCAACGGAUAAAUCAGUCAGUUUCCUUCAGAAGCCACAGGCUGACAAAACUGUCUGUCAGGAUCGUAGUGGCCUUCUUCAUAUUUGGGACCCCCGCUAUGAUCAACAACUUGGUCUCUAUGGCAAUGCCAUGGGAAUCAGAUGGCAGCAACAAUAUAACUGGCGCUCUUUUCUUUAUUAACAGUUGUGUGAACCCCUUUCUUUAUGCCUUCUCAGCUCGAACGCUGCGAUGCAGAAGAAAACAGCAUUCAGAUCAGCCACAAGAAAAUCUGAAUGAAAGCUGAAGCUUUUCUGUUGGUAUACUUCUGUCUAAUAUUAUUUGUUUGCUUUUGAAGUGUGCUUAAAGGUAAGCGCAUAUUACAUUUUUCAUCAUAUCCCAUUUAUGUUUCCUCAGCUGAAUAGAAUACUCCUCCAUUCCCAAAAUAUUAAAAUUAUCAAGUAAGAAUUCCCGAAACAGUACUAUGGAAACCAACCUUCUGCUUUUUGUAUUUUCUUUGUCUUAUAUGUUAAGGCUGUAAAAUGAGCAAUUUAAAUAAGCUUUCAAUUUUCCUCUUCAAAAGUGGUAAGCAAUGUGGUAAUGAUGAGGCAGAUAAACCACACUUGCUCUACUGACUGCAGUUUUCAAAGUUUCUCUGAAAACACAAGGAACUUAAAGCCCUACACAAAGAAAAAGGAUGCCAACAAAGACUUCUUCU
Molecule: messenger RNA, 1296 nt
Organism: Carassius gibelio (silver crucian carp)
Lineage: Eukaryota; Metazoa; Chordata; Actinopteri; Cypriniformes; Cyprinidae
Product: leukotriene B4 receptor 1-like
Exons: 1
Coding region: 1-885 (294 amino acids)
Biological process (GO): immune response; G protein-coupled receptor signaling pathway
Cellular component (GO): membrane
Molecular function (GO): G protein-coupled receptor activity
Source: RefSeq, a predicted model, not a curated record